Molecule: messenger RNA, 3707 nt
Organism: Tarenaya hassleriana
Lineage: Eukaryota; Viridiplantae; Streptophyta; Magnoliopsida; Brassicales; Cleomaceae
Exons: 1
Coding region: 656-3424 (922 amino acids)
Source: RefSeq, a predicted model, not a curated record
AAUGUAGAGAGAGAGUAUGUAUGUGUAAUUAUAUUGAAUGAGAGAGACAUUGGUGGUGAAAGGUGUUAGCUAUGGUCUUAUUACUAUCUUCAACGAGAGUUGCCUGAAGGGGUUUUUUUUUCCCCGAGAGAUUCUCCAAAAUUUAAUCUUUUUGUGAUCUUUGAGAUAUGGUUUCUGCUUGGAAGGGCUUCUGAAUUUCUAUGUAAAAUUUUGGGAUCUGUUUACUUUUUUUUUUGGCCCGUCCUCUCUCUCCUGGCGUUGGUCCUAGGGUUUGAGCCUUUUGACUCUCUUUCGUCUUUCUUGGAUUCCUUCCCCUUGGGCUUUCUUUCUCGUACUUUUGCUGGUUGAAAUUGUGCGUUUCACUUUUCUUCUUCUUCUUCUUCUUCCUCAGUGAAAUUCUUCUGUUCACUUUUGGCUUAUUUCCAUAUCUGCUCCUUGUUAAUCCAUUUGAAGCGAUAAUCUUUUCUGGGUUCUCAAAAAGCUUCUGUUUUGGGGCUCUUCUGAUCUGCUUCAGGAUCUUCUCUUCUCGUCGGGAUUUCUAGGGUUUCCUGAUGGCUCGGAAGAUAAAACCCUUGUUGUCCCUCUUCUGAAUCUCCGAAGGAAAAGCUUCCAUUUUUCGGCGUUUCUGAAUCAUUUUUGUUUUGCUGAGAGAUCAAUGCAUUUUUCUCUGUGGAAGCAAAUUCACCAUUGCGCUGCUCUGAUCUUGGAUAAGAGUAAGAGCAGGAGGAGGGAUGAGUCCGAUUCAACGGUUAACGUCAAGAAGAAGGCUUCCAUUCUUCGGAAAUUGUACGAAGAUAAGCUGAGGGAAGCUCUCGAAGAAGCAUCUGAAAAUGGGUCGCUCUUCAAAUCGCAGGACAUGGACGAGGAGAAUCAAGAUGGGAGCUUGGGCCGAUCCAGAUCCCUAGCGAGGCUCCACGCCCAGCGCGAAUUCCUUCGCGCCACCGCCUUAGCUGCAGUGCGCGUUUUCGAGUCGGAUGACGCCAUACCUGAGCUCAGGGAAGCUUUUGACAAGUUCCUCACUAUGUACCCAAAGUACGAGACAUCGGAGAGAAUUGAUCAGCUGAGGUCUGAUGAGUAUGUCCAUUUAUCAGCUUCUUCAAAGGUAUGCCUUGAUUAUUGCGGUUUCGGCCUCUUUUCCUACCUUCAAACUCUGCAUUAUUGGGAUUCUUGUACGUUUAGUCUCUCAGAGAUUACUGCCAAUUUGAGUAACCAUGCCCUUUAUGGCGGUGCUGAGCCGGGAACUGUGGAACAUGACAUCAAGACUAGGAUUAUGGAUUACUUGAACAUUCCCGAGAAUGAGUAUGGCCUUGUUUUCACUGUAAGCAGAGGUUCUGCUUUCAAAUUGUUAGCAGAAUCCUACCCGUUUCAUACAAACAGGAGGCUGUUGACUAUGUUUGAUCAUGAGAGUCAGUCUGUGAAUUGGAUGGUCCAAACUGCACGGGAGAAGGGUGCUAAGGCGUAUAACGCUUGGUUCAAAUGGCCAACCCUGAAGCUUUGUUCCACGGAUUUGAAAAAACGGCUGUCUUAUAAGAAGAGGAGGAAGAAGGAUUCUGCAGUGGGGUUGUUUGUGUUUCCUGCCCAGUCUAGGGUUACUGGCGCAAAGUACUCUUACCAGUGGAUGGCUCUUGCUCAGCAGAACAACUGGCAUGUCUUGCUUGAUGCCGGUUCAUUAGGUCCAAAAGACAUGGAUUCUCUUGGGUUGUCCUUGUUCCGACCAGAGUUUAUCAUAACCUCAUUCUACAGGGUUUUUGGCUAUGACCCUACAGGAUUUGGUUGCCUCUUGAUUAAGAAGUCGGUAAUGGGUAGCCUCCAGAGUCAGUCCGGGAAAACAGGGUCGGGAAUAGUGAAGGUCACUCCUCAAUAUCCUCUAUAUCUCAGUGACUCGAUAGAUGGCUUGGAUGGAUUGGUUGGUUUGGAGGAUCAUGAUGUUGGUACGGAUGGAGAUAAAGCCACGGAAAUUCGCCCUGGUUCUCAGAUGCCCGCUUUCUCUGGUGCAUACACAUCAGCUCAAAUGAGGGAUGUGUUUGAAACAGAGCUCCAAGAGGAUAAUAUCUCUGACAGAGAUGGAACAAGCACCAUAUUCGAAGAAACCGAAAGCAUUUCAGUCGGCGAAGUGAUGAAAAGCCCGGUUUUCAGUGAAGACGAGUCAUCGGAUAAUUCAUUUUGGAUUGAUUUGGGUCAAAGUCCACUCGGUUCUGACAAUGCUGGCCAGCAAAAAAUCGCCUCUCCACUGCCGCCAUUUUGGCUCACCAGCAAAAAGAACCAGAAAAGACUCUCACCAAAACCGGUACAAAAGGUUUACAGCAGUCCCUUAUAUGAUGGUAAAGAUGUCCUCUCAUUUGAUGCCGCUGUUAUGUCAGUAACUCAGGAGGCAGACAAAUCUCCCUUCUCAAAGUCUACUCCCUCACGGAAUCUGAGGAACGCUCAUAAUCUCCAUGUUCAAGAGAUACAGGAAGAAAACAAUGGCAGCAGCAGCAUUAUGCUUAGAGCAGGAUCUGAAUUCAGAUCAUCAUAUGGGGCCCUGGGUAAUAGCAUGGCAAACGGCUCAACCUCUGAAAUCUGCCCAGAGAUUAAAGAGAGCGCCAUUAGACGAGAAACGGAAGGAGAAUUCAGGUUACUGGGAGGGAGGGAAGGCAGUAGAUGUUCGGGUGGGAGGCUUUUGGGUUUCGAAGAUGAACACCCGAGCAGGGGGAGAAGAGUUUCCUUCAACAUGGAACGUGUCAGCCAUAGUUUAGAGCCAGGGGGUGAACCAUCGUUAGAAAGUCUCAAUGACGAAGACUACACAAGCGAUGCAGCUGAUAACCCGGAUGAAGACGAGUGGGAUAGAAGGGAGCCCGAGAUUGUUUGCCGUCAUAUUGAUCAUGUCAACAUGCUUGGUCUUAAUAAAACCACGACCAGACUUAGGUUUCUGAUCAACUGGUUGGUGAUCUCAUUGUUACAGCUAAAGGUGCCUGAAUCUGGAGGAGACGGCAGAAACAUGAAUCUUGUGCAAAUCUAUGGCCCGAAGAUAAAAUACGAACGAGGAGCAGCGGUUGCAUUCAACGUGAGGGACAGACACAGAGGAUUCAUAAGUCCAGAGAUGGUCCUGAAACUCGCGGAAAGGGAAGGUAUUUCUCUUGGGAUUGGGAUAUUGAGCCAUAUACGCGUAGUGGAUGUCCCAAGAAUCCAUCGAGGAGGAGCAGCCAUGGCAGAAGAUGGUGGAGCUCUGCAACUGCAGGCAGAGGCCAGGCGACGCAGUGGCAAAAGUGGGUUCAUAAGGUUUGAGGUCGUGACGGCUUCUCUUAGCUUCUUGACAAACUUUGAGGAUGUCUACAAGUUGUGGGCUUUUGUCGCAAAGUUUCUCAAUCCUGCCUUCGCCAGAGAAGGCUCUCUCCCUACAGUCGAGGAAGAAGCAGAAGCAGAAGCAGAGGAGUCGGAAACAUGAGUUCUUGAAAAAAAAAGAAUGGUCGAAACCUUUGAAAGCAUAGACUACACGGCCAUGGAUGCAUCAAGAGACCUGAACACAGUGCAGCCCCCAUGGCCAAGGCCAUCUCUGACCAAAAAAGGCUCUUGGAAAUUGGAACUGUGAAACGAGAAUUGUUUUUUUGAUUGGAUGUGUUUGGUGUUUCUUUGCAAGUUCUUCUGCUCAUUUGUCUGUAAUAUCAUCAGGGGAGAAACUCUUUGUAAUCUGACAGCAGAAUUUAUUGGACAAAUGUUUCCACUUCCUA